Molecule: messenger RNA, 974 nt
Organism: Eucalyptus grandis
Lineage: Eukaryota; Viridiplantae; Streptophyta; Magnoliopsida; Myrtales; Myrtaceae
Product: WASH complex subunit 3
Exons: 1
Coding region: 161-730 (189 amino acids)
Source: RefSeq, a predicted model, not a curated record
ACCGGUCGCUGCUGGACCCUGACUUCGACUUCUGCGUUGGAGCUUCGAGUUUCGUCCUCGAGCUCUCCUCAGCCGACGAGCUCUUCUCCGACGGCAAGAUCCUCCCGGGCGAGAUCAGGGGGUCAGAGGGGUAAGUGCAGAUCAGAGUAAUUGUCGUCGAAUGCCGCCGUCUCGUCCUCCUCCUCCUCCUCCAUCUGGGACUCCGGUUUCUAGUGCCGCGUUCACGGAGAAGAAGAGUCUGAAGGAGCUCCUGUCGGACAGCUUCGACGACGACGACGACGACGACGACGGCAAUGACGAGGGGGAUGAGAAGCCGCCACCGAAGCCGUUCUGGCAGUUCAAGCGCAGCAGCAGCCUCAAUUGCGACGUUGCCAAGAGCAAAGGACUGAUCCGGUCGCUGCAGUUCCUCUCGCGGAGCAACUCGACCGGUUCAGUUCCGAAUCCAAAGGACAAAUUCCCCGUCAAGGAUAACCCGAGGCAGAAUUUGCAGAAACAGCCCUCCAUAUCAAGCCGAAGAUCAUCGUCGGACUCAUAUCAAUCCUCCUUCGGCAUGCCAUUUUCGUACGGCCCGUCGCAAUCGCAGAAGCCCCCGACGAAGAAACGAUACGGGCCUGGCGUGAGGGUCAAUCCCGUAUUAAAUUUUCAGCCCCACAUCACGAUCGGGACGGUGAGCUUGUUCGGGCUCGGCUCCCUGUUCUGUAAUGGCAAGGUCAGGAAGAAGAAGAAAUGAGCAAUCCUGAUCAAUCCGUUUUGUUAAUUGUGCUUGAUGAACACAGAGAGAGAAAAAACAAGAAAUGAGCUUUUUAAUUUUCUUCUGGUUUUGGUGCACAUGUUCAGAUCGAUCUCGUGGGGGUAGAUCUGGUGCUUGAUGGAAUUAGCAUGUGAUAAGGUUCUCGAAAAAUUCCAGGAAAGAUAUAAUGUACGUGUCUCUGCUGCCGAUGCAUGUUUAAAGAUCAGGUUUUGGUUUCUUCUUC